AUGUAUGCAGCGAUGUACAGACCUGUGAAGCCUGUUACCUCUACUCUUCUAGAUACGGCUCAGAAAUACGUUACGUUUGACGAUGACCACGAUGACGUCGCAUUAUCUACCGCGUUGAUAUCCCUUCAAUCGAGACCUGAUAUCCGCGGCCUAAUUGAUUUCGCUCGAAAAUAUUCACCUUAUUACGGCUCACUUUACUCGAACAUUCCGAUGAAUGUUUCAUCUCUGCAAGACUACCCAAUUAUUGAUCUCGAUUCAUAUUGGAAGGCAAACGAGUGCAAAAAUUCUCAGGUCCUUACUAUGCCACUCUCAGGUGGCAUAGUUUGGAAGACAGGAGGAACCGUCGGCCAUCCCAAAAUAACUUUCAUUUCCCAAGGCGAGCUACAAAGCAUCAGCAGCCAACUGGGUCGAGCAAUCAUUGAAGCUGGUCUACUUUCGGCGGAUCGCAUCGCAAACCUCUUCUAUGCCGGAGACCUUUAUGGCAGCUUCUUAUUGCAUGUUCUGUCAAUUCAAGAUCUUUCUGUCCCAUCAGUCCAUAUUCCCAUUGGUGGAUCCUGUGAUCCGUCCGCCACGAUCCAGUACAUGAAGGAACUCGAUGCAACUGUAAUUUUCGGCACUGUCACGAAGGUGGUGCAACUCGCACAACAUCUACUAGAACAAAAGGAGACCAUGGACCAAAUCCGCACAUUCAUGUUUGCUGGAGAAGCUUUUUUUCACGAUCAAAGAACGGUGGUGCAGGCUGCCUUUCCAUUAGCACGUAUACGCUCAUUAGUAUACGGUAGCAUGGACUCGGGGGUUAUGGGAUAUUCAGCAUCCGACACUGACUGGCGUUUGCAUCGAGUGAAUCGUCCGUUUGUCGAACUUGAAAUAUGUCCAGACAGCGCCGACACAGUCCCUACCACGAAGCCAAUGGUUCCCGGCCGCCUCCUUGUGACGAAUCUCAGCCGCCGGCUUCAGCCAGUAAUUCGAUAUCCAUGCGGGGAUCGUGCGGAAUGGGUAGAUCAAUCUGAGGGACUAUUUAGAGUCCUAGGGCGUCAUAGCGAGUCAGCACGCAUCGGCCCUGUCUCCUUAGACGUUUCUCAUGUCCGCGAGAUCAUUGAUCAGGCUCUCCCGGGCGCAUCCAUUGCCGGAAUCCAGCUCGUCUUAAAUCGUGUAGACUCGUUGGACUCAUUGACUAUCCGUAUUGGAUACCGUCCACCAGAUCUAGUGGAAGCAACUAAGGCAGUUGUUGCCAAGCUCAAGGACCAAAGGCCAAUGUUUCAACAGCACGUUGAUCUGAAGUUAAUUUGUCCUUUACAAGUAGAAUUUGUGGAUGCUAAAGAUUUGACAUUGAAUGCACGAACUGGAAAGUCUGUGGGUUUAAUAGAUCAGCGGUCUACAGAGGACGGGGCUAAAAUUUGUUGCUAG
Hyaloscypha bicolor E is the source of this 1407-nucleotide messenger RNA. RefSeq lists its product as uncharacterized. The record is from RefSeq and is a predicted model, not a curated record. Lineage: Eukaryota; Fungi; Ascomycota; Leotiomycetes; Helotiales; Hyaloscyphaceae. The transcript is spliced from 2 exons. Bases 1 to 1407 code for a protein of 468 amino acids.